Molecule: messenger RNA, 1665 nt
Organism: Penicillium egyptiacum
Lineage: Eukaryota; Fungi; Ascomycota; Eurotiomycetes; Eurotiales; Aspergillaceae
Source: the annotation of a GenBank genome assembly
AUGAGGAGUCAUCAAGGGCUAUUUGCCAGGAGAUCUUGGAUCAUUCAACGCAGAGCCUUUUCCUCUUCUCCGGCUGCUCGAGCACCUGGUUUGAAGAACAAGCUGCCGAAUGGCCCUGCGCGCACGCGUUUUGCGCCCUCGCCCACCGGAUACCUCCAUCUAGGCUCCCUACGCACAGCACUCUUCAACUAUUUGCUAGCAAAACGUACCGGUGGUCAAUUCCUGUUGCGCAUUGAGGAUACGGACCAGUCCGAACGAACAGCUUUAUAUCAGUCCCAUGCCAACGAUCUUAUCUCCAAUGGCCAUGCAUACCGGUGUUUCUGCUCCGCAGAACGAUUGGAUUCGAUCGCCCGUCACCGCAGCCAGGCAGGACUGCCGCCAGGCUAUGACCGGAAAUGCGGCGAUGUGUCUGCCGAGGAAUCGGAAGAUCGAGCAGCCAAGGGAGAGGCACACAUUAUCCGAUUAAAAGUGGAGGAAUACCCCGUGUUCAAUGAUCUGGUUUAUGGCAAAUCUGGUCAGAAUCGACCGAACAACGCGAAGUUGGAUUUCAUCGACCGUGUAUACAACGACCCAGUCCUUAUCAAAUCGGACGGACACCCUACGUACCACUUGGCAAACGUCGUGGAUGAUCAUUGUAUGAAGAUCACUCAUGUUAUCCGCGGAACAGAAUGGAUGCCAUCCACACCUAUGCACAUGGCGCUAUAUAAUGCCUUCAAGUGGACGCCACCAAGCUUUGCUCAUGUCCCUUUGCUCGUCGACAAGAGUGGACAAAAGCUCAGCAAGCGCAAUGCAGAUAUCGACCUCUCCUCAUUCAGGGAUCAGCAAGGGAUCUUCCCAUCCACAUUGGUGAACUUUGCUUCCCUCCUAGGCUGGUCACAUUCCGAGAAGUCUGAUGUGCUAAGUCUGAAGGAACUGGAACGGAUUUUCAACUUGAAAAUCACUCGAGGUAACACUGUCGUCUCCUUUGAAAAGCUCCUGUUCCUCCAGAAGGGGCAUGUCCAACGCUUGGCCAAAAGCGGCGGCCCUGAGUUCGACGAGAUGGUGAAGAAGGUGACCUUGGUGGUGGAAGAAAGCCAUCCUCUGGACAAACUCAAUACGAUCCUCAAAAGUCGCACUCUCUCGGAAUACAUCGCGCCCCUUAUCCGCGCAGAUGCCAACAACUACACAAAUGCAAAGGAGUUCGCCCAACGUAACUCCACCUUCUUUACCCCUAAACUCGACAGAGCUCCUUACAAACCGGUCUUACCCCAAUCCUUCCCCGAAGUUCCAAUCCAAGCCCUGCACACCGCAGCAGCCGCUUUAACCCUCGUCCCACCCGCAGCCUGGAACAUCGACACACACCGUGACAACAUUAACAGCUACGAUGGCACAGAAAUCGUAGUAUCCUCGGCAUCUAAGUCAGAGACACCCCUUGGCUCCAAUAACGCAGCCAAAAUAUUCAAGAAGGAGCUAUAUCACUAUCUCCGCUGGGCGCUGUCGGCUUCUGCGCCUGGGCCUGGAAUCUCAGAGACUAUGGUAGUCCUAGGGAGAGAUGAGACACUUCGCCGAGUGCGGGACGCCAAGGCGUUGACACAGUCCUUGAUUCCUUCUGCUGGCCAGAGAGUUCCUAAGGGAACUUUGCCUGAGGAUCAGAGUUGGAUGGGGACUCUUGCGACUAGCCGGUAA